This is a messenger RNA of Erigeron canadensis, 5766 nucleotides long. Its product is annotated as anaphase-promoting complex subunit 1. Gene Ontology annotation, biological process: protein K11-linked ubiquitination; anaphase-promoting complex-dependent catabolic process; metaphase/anaphase transition of mitotic cell cycle. Gene Ontology annotation, cellular component: anaphase-promoting complex. The transcript has 37 exons. The record is from RefSeq and is a predicted model, not a curated record. Lineage: Eukaryota; Viridiplantae; Streptophyta; Magnoliopsida; Asterales; Asteraceae. The coding region runs from base 95 to 5542 and encodes 1815 amino acids. Gene Ontology annotation, molecular function: molecular adaptor activity.
CUUUCAAACCGCGCACGCGCACACGCACACAAACGCACACAAACGCACAUUUCCCUUUAUCAUUUCAUCAAACACCUGAACUGCAUAGCAGAAAAUGUCAUCAAUCGGUGUCCGACACCUCACCGUUCUGGGAGAGUUCAAACCAUUCGGUCUAAUCGCUGAAGCUCUCGAUGGAAAACCUGCGGAUGAGAUCUCUGAUGAGUACGAGUAUUUUCUAUUUGAUCCGGAAGUUACUAGACAGCGAGAUGAAACCGAUCAAGAUGAUAAUGAAGCCGAGUCGUCGUCUUCAAGUGAUCGAAGCGAUCACGAGCUUUUCAUAAGAGGAAAUCGGAUAAUUUGGUCGAUAGGAGCAAGAGUUUACAAGCGAUUCAGCCUACCUGGACCAGUUAUCAUGGCAUGCUGGUGUCGUAUGGGAAACUUGUCUGAAGCUCAACUUUGUGUUCUACAAGUAGACAGUUUGACUAUCUAUAACACAUCAGGUGAUGCAGUUUCUAUUCCUCUUCCUUGUGCUGUCACGUCAAUAUGGCCUCUUCCAUCUGGUCUGCUUCUCCAACAGACAAAUGAGUUAAAUACAUCAACAUAUCCUCCUUAUUUGUCUUCAAGCCCAUUACUCCAUGACAUACCCCGCUCGAAACAAGAUCUGGGCUAUAGUCCUCAGCUAGCUUCCAAUUCAAGAAGUUCACGGGAUCAUUCAAUGAAAGUAGACGGGGCUUCACUGUCUUCGCAUCUGGUUAUAAAUGAUCCACUGGAAGAACCUCAUCCAAUCCAUAUUGAGGAAAGGGGAAGGUUGACCACCAUGAAGGAAUUCGAUGAAAAAACUAUAUGGACUAGCGACCACAUACCACUUAUGGCAUCUUAUCAUAAAGGAAAGAAGCAACAUUCACUAUGGACUGCGGAAGUUAUAAGUUCCAACCUUGAAGCGUGUGAUUCUGUACUUCCUGAUGUUGUAUUAUCUAAGAAGUUCUUGUUUCGAAGAAUAUGGCAAGGGAAAGGUGCACAAGCAGCUGCAAGUGAGGUUUUUCUGGCAACAGAUAAUGAUGCCAAUCCCAUUAUUUGUUUCCUUCUUCAAGAACAAAAGAAGUUGCUCUCUGUGAGGAUUCAGUGUGUUGAACUGAAUAAUGAGAUCCUUUAUGAUAUUAGACCCGACAUGAGCUGGAGUAUACCUGCCAUUGUAGCAGCACCUGUUGUUGUAACACGCCCAAGAGUUAAAGUCGGACAUCUGCCAUAUAGAGAUAUCAUUGUUUUGGCUCCUGAAAACACUCUAGUACUUUAUUCAGGGAAACAAUGCCUGUGUAGGUAUGUCCUCCCUUCUUUUCGAGGAGAUGGUGGUGCUUCACAUAAUGCCAAGCCACUGGAUGCAUCGACUGCUAUCCAAGAUGUUAAAAUUAUCGGAUUGGCACAUGCUGUUGAAGGGAGAAUUAAUGUUAUUGUAAAUAAUGGACAGAUGCUCAGAUGCACCUUUCGUAGAUACCCUUCAUCAUCAUUGUCAGAUGAUUGCAUUGCAGCUAUGGCUGAGGGACUUGAAGUUAAUCUAUAUAAUCACUUUAUGGGUCUUCUUUGGGGAAAUGGCAAUUCAGCCUAUCUGUCUGGGGUGGAUUCUCCUGUUGACUCUGAAUGGGAGUCUUUCUGUGCUGUUAUAUUACAGAUUUUUGGGAAACAUAAGAAAGUUUCUCAAACACGUUCAGUUUCAUCAUGGGAGUUUCUUGUCAACAGCUGCUAUCAUGAGAAGUAUUCUAAGUCUCAUUUUAUGAGUGGGUUUUCCCCUAAAAUGUCACUUCAAAGUGAUGAAUCAUGUUCUGCUUCUCAACAGCUGGAUACGCCUUACACAAGUGAAUCUUUGAUAGAGAUUCUUGAUUUACUACAUGCUGUGUAUGAAAGUCUUAAACUAAAUCAUCUCCGUAAAAGGGAUUUAGGACUUCUUGUUGUUCUGCUAUGUGAAGUUUCAAAGCUUUUAGGUGAAGCUGGUUAUGUGGACUAUUAUAUGCGUGACUUUCCUGCUUUUUCACGAAAGUACCGUAUUCAAGAAACUCCAAUAUCUCAACGAACCCCCCUCAGUUUGUUUAGGUGGCUUGAGAAUUGCUUGCGAUAUGGAUAUGCUUCUACCAGUACUGCUGAUCUACCUGAUCUCAUGCGUAAGGAUGGAAGUUCUGUUGCGAGCUGGGCCAGGAAGAUAGUUAUAUUUUAUAGUUUUUUAUGUGGUCGAGAAUUUGUUGGGAACAAACUGUCAUCUGAUAUAUAUUGUAAGUUUGCUACUGGAUCAGCUUCCAAUCCUGAGGAGCUGACAGUACUAGCAAUGGUUGGAGAGAGGUUUGGAUUGCAGCAACUUGACUUACUGCCCGCAGGUGUAUCUCUUCCCUUGCGACAUGCAUUGGACAAGUGCCGGGAAUGUCCACCUACUGAUUGGCCUGCUUCUGCAUAUGUUCUUCUUGGCCGUGAAGACCUCUCCUUGUCUUGUUUAACACACUCAAAUAAGUCCACUGAAGUCAAGUCCUCUAACAAUAUGACUUCUGUUUCCAUGUCAACACCUUAUAUGCUACAUCUACACCCAGUUACUAUUCCUCCUUCAAUAACCGAUUCAUCUGGAUUGGAUGAUUUUAUGCUCGAGGAUGCUUCUAUGGAUGGUUUUACUAUUGAUGGCAUGGAACAUAUAUUCAAUGCUAGCACACAGUUGCGAUAUGGUCGUGAUAUGCGACUAAAUGAGGUUAGACGUCUUCUAUGCUCUGCAAGACCUGUGGCCAUACGAACACCAGUAAAUCCUACUGCAACUGAUCAGGACCUUCAACAGGCUCAGUUAUGGCAGCUUGCACUAAGGACAACUGCUCUUCCUGUUGGUCGUGGUGCAUUUACCCUUUCAACCACUUGCACUUUGUUAACAGAGGCACUUCCUGUCCCAAAAUUGAUAUUAGCAGGCCGAUUGCCUGCCCAACAAAAUGCAACUGUUAACCUGGAUCCAAGUAUACGGAAUAUACAGGAACUCAUAUCUUGGCCCGAGUUUCACAAUGCUGUAGCUGCUGGAUUACGAAUGGCACCUCUCCAGGGUAAAAUGUCAAGAACUUGGAUCAUCUACAACAAACCUGAGGAACCAAAUGUCACUCAUGCAGGUCUUCUACUUGCACUGGGAUUGCAUGGUCACUUAGAUGUUCUGAUUAUAACUGAUAUAUAUCAGUACUUCUCACAGGAAAAUGAAAGCACGUCAGUAGGACUAAUGCUUGGACUUGCUGCAUCUUAUAGAGGAACGAUGCAACCGGACAUAUCAAAGGCACUAUAUGUGCACAUACCAGCUCGCCAUCCAUCUCCUUUUCAGGAUCUGGAAUUACCAACUGUUAUGCAGUCAGCCGCACUUGUCUCAGUUGGGCUUCUUUACGAAGGAUCUGCGCAUCCCCAAACAAUGCAAGUUCUCCUGGGCGAGAUAGGUCGUAGAAGUGGAGGUGAUAAUGUACUCGAGAGGGAAGGAUAUGCUGUAUCUGCUGGAUUUUCCUUGGGACUUGUUGCUUUGGGUCGUGGCCUAGAUGCUAUUGGUUACAUGGAUAAAUUAGUUGAUCGGUUGUUGCAAUAUGCUGGCAGCAAAGAUAUCCACCAGGAAAGAUCACUUCUUUCCAACAAAUUGACAGAUGACUACAAUCGUGGUUCUGGGCAGAUGAUGGAUGGAACUCAGAUAAAUAUUGAUGUAACUGCACCUGGAGCUAUAAUUGCUUUGGGUCUCAUCUUUUUAAAGACUGAAUCACUAGCGAUACUAUCCAGACUUUGUAUCCCACAAACACAUUCCGAAUUGCAAUAUGUGAGGCCGGACUUCAUUAUGUUCAAUAUUAUCUCCCGCAAUUUGAUAAUGUGGAGCAGGAUCCAUCCAUCGGAGGAUUGGAUUCAGAGUCAGAUACCUAAAGUAGUCUUAGAUGGCAUCAAAGGUCUCAAAGAUGAGAUGGAUGAUUCUGAUGAUAUGGAUAUUGAAGCCGUUGUUAAGGCAUAUGUGUAUAUUGUUGCUGGUGCAUGUAUUUCACUUGGGUUGAGAUUCGCUGGUACCAAAGAUGGAAGUGCCCAGGACUUGCUGUACAGCUAUGCUGUUGCCUUCCUUAAUGAGAUAAAGCCUCUGUCUGUUAAAAAAAUGCAUGGAUUUCCAAGAUUAUUGUCCCAAUAUGUGGAUAGGAGCACACUCGAGACAUGCCUACACCUCAUCGUUCUUUCUUUGUCUGUGGUUAUGGCUGGUACUGGGCACCUUCCUACUUUUAGAUUGUUAAAAUUUAUGCGCUGUAGAAAUUCUGCUGAUGGACAUAUCAACUAUGGUACUCAAAUGGCUGUGAGCUUAUCUAUUGGUUUCUUGUUCCUUGGAGGUGGAACAAGGACAUUCUCAACUUGCAACAGCUCUAUUGCUGCGUUGUUGAUAACCCUUUAUCCACGCUUCCCCACUGGACCAAAUGACAAUCGCUGCCACCUUCAGGCAUAUCGACAUUUGUAUGUUAUUGCCACGGAAGCCCGUUGGGUGCAAACAGUUGAUGUGGACACCGGCCUGCCUGUGUAUGCUCCUUUGGAAGUUACAAUUAAGGAGACCGAGCAUUACGCAGAAACCAGUUUUUGUGAGGUCACUCCUUGCAUUCUGCCCGAGCGUGCCAUUUUAAAAACAGUUCGAGUUUGCGGUCCUCGCUACUGGCCUCAAGUAAUUGAGCUUAAUCCCGAAGAAAAACCUUGGUGGAAGAACGGGGACAAGAAUGAUCCAUUUAAUUCUGGUAUACUCUAUAUCAAACUUAAAGUUGGAGCUUGUUCAUAUGUCGAUGACCCCAUUGGCCGCCAGUCCCUUCUAUCGAGGGCAAUGCACAAGGUGUUUGGUUUGGCAAGCUUGAGAGCAUGUACUCCUGGCAGUAAUGAUGAUGAUGUGGCAGUAACUGUUAAUCAGUUGGUCAGUACCUUCUCAUCAGAUCCAAGCUUGAUUGCUUUUGGUGAUCUGUGCUGUGAUCAUUCGUGGAACAUCAAAUCUGAUACUGAUUUCCAAGAGUUCUGCUUGCAAGUGCUAUUUGAGUGCGUGAGUAAGGAUAGGCCAGCACUUUUACAGGUGUACCUGUCAUUGUACACAACCGUUUCAUCUAUGGUAGAACAAGUUAUUAGUGGCACACCUAUUGUAUAUGAUUCUCAGUUUCUCCCCAGUUUAAAGCUUGCAUUAGCCUACAAUGAUGCUCUUCUGGAAGGAAGACUCUCGAGUUCAAGAGGUAGCAUUGUUCAAUUGACAUUUUUAGGUUCACUCAACCAACGGGUAAAAGAGCUUCUUGAAUAUUCACCAUUGUUGAGAACCAAGGUACAUAAUUACUUCAGAAUAGGGGAAUGGUCAGGAGGUGGUAAAAGUUUACAGGAUGAUAACCUCUCAACACUUCUCUCAUGGUAUCUCCAGUGGUAUAGCGUACCACCACCCUGGGUAGUUAAAGCUGGCAUAGAGAAAUUGAAGUCCAUAAAAGCACCCUCUUUGACACCCCUGCUACGUUUAUUGUUUCCUGGUAGUCACAUUAAUGCAAUUAAGGAAAUUGAUUUUGCGUUCUCUUCUCGCAAGUCCUAUAGAUGAACCUUUUUAUCUGGUAAAACAUUAGAUCAGUAGGGUUGGUGGUUCAAUGUACUUUAGUUGGUUUUGAAUUAAGUUGGUGAUGAUAGUCCACUAAUUUAAACAGGCAUCACAGGUGUUCGGGUUUAUGUGUCAAAUGUAACAUCCAUUGCGAACGUUUCAGUUAGUUCUUUUGUAAUUCUGGUUUUUAGUAGCUUCAAGGUUUAAUGAAGUUGUAUAUUUGAUGA